AUGAAGACCACGCGGGUGUGCGCUAUCCUCCUGCUCAUCGGCUGCACAGCGACUCUCUCCGCCGACACCAAUCAACCCGAAUACGUGAAACAAUGCUCUCGCAGCGAUCCAAAACUGAUCACUUGCCUGAUCGACGCUCUGCACCACUUGCGGCCAUACCUGAGCGCCGGGAUACCUGAAAUCGAGCUGCCCGCCGUGGAACCGUUCCGUAUGGACGAGCUGACUCUCUCCCUGACAGGUGGUGUGAACGGUUAUAAGGUCCAGCUACGCGACCUCUACAUUAGGGGAGCGAGCAACUACACGGUGGAGGACAUUAAGCUUGGCACAGCGUUUCAAGCCAACGUGCGAUUGCCAGCUUUAAUAUUAGACGCGCAUUAUUCCAGCUCCGGAGUAUUGAUAAUUCUACCCGCGAGUGGAAAUGGCACAUUUCACGCGCGUUUCGGUGACGCCAGGGCUCUAGUCAAAGGAAACGUGUCGACGAAGCCGCGGGACGGAAAGACGUAUCUAAACGUCGACAAACUUGAUGUCGAGCUGCGAGUGAAGGACGUGCAAAUGCGAGUCCGCAAGAUCUUUAACAACAAUCGAAUACUCACCGAGGCGACCAAUCUUUUCCUUCGAGAAAACGGACAAGAGGUGUUGAAAGUGAUGGAGCCGCAGCUGAAGAGGAAGCUAUCGGCGCUCUUCGCCGGAAUCGUGAACCAGUUGCUGCGGCACGUGCCAGUUGAAACGUUCCUCACACCUUAG
Molecule: messenger RNA, 744 nt
Organism: Dinoponera quadriceps
Lineage: Eukaryota; Metazoa; Arthropoda; Insecta; Hymenoptera; Formicidae
Gene: Jhbp1
Product: protein takeout
Exons: 5
Coding region: 1-744 (247 amino acids)
Source: RefSeq, a predicted model, not a curated record